Molecule: messenger RNA, 354 nt
Organism: Linum trigynum
Lineage: Eukaryota; Viridiplantae; Streptophyta; Magnoliopsida; Malpighiales; Linaceae
Source: the annotation of a GenBank genome assembly
AUGCUCAGGCCGCCUCCCAUCAAGCCCGCUUUCCGUUCCCAGUCAAGCUUGACCCGCUUUUUGUUCCAGCUCGACACUGGAUCCGCAAUAAGCCCAUCAUGCCAAUUAGGACAGCCCGACUUUGCAAAUAGGACGACCCGACUCCAACGUGGCCCAUUACUCGCAGCUUCUCAAACCCGUCAUCCAACGCGGCUCACUUCGCGUCCAACAUACUUCGACAAAAUGCGGUCCCCACCUCCAACAAACAACUUGGCCCUCCUUGGCCUCAAGGACAUGAAUCCAACUUGCGCAGCCCAACCUUCAGAGGCCCACGCCUCCUCCCUCCAUGUCGGGACUGCCCAAAGAAAGACAUAG